AUGACAACUCAAACUCAUGUCAUUCACAUGACAAAUUCAUCAUUGGAGCAGUCCUCUUCAUUCAAUUCUCCUCUACAACAUAUACUCGAAAGUGUACGAGCAGAAUUUAGAAAGAAACGAGCAGGAGGUCGAAAAUUAUUUAAAGGACUAAAUUAUAAUCUCGAUAUUACGUACAUUACAUCAAGAAUUAUUGUCAUGUCCAUUCCAACAGAAGAUUGGUUCAUUGGCUAUUUCCGAAAUGAUGCGAAUCUUGUUCAUCAAUUUUUGGAAGACAUGCAUGGAAGAGAUCAUUACAUGAUUUUCAAUUUAUCGGAAUUUCGUUAUGAUAAAAAAGUGUUUUAUGGAAAUGUGAUUGAUUGGAAUUUUCCAGACCAUUACAAUCCACCAUUGGACAUGAUGAUGAGUGGAUGUCGUUGUAUUCAUGAAUGGUUGGAACGAGAUGAGAAAAAUGUUGCAGUGAUUCAUUGUGCGGGAGGAAAGGGAAGAAGUGGAACGUUAAUUUGUGCCUAUUUAUUGUACUGCUCCAUGUUUAAUGAUUCCAUCGACUCAUUGAAUUAUUUUGCAUUGCAAAGAUUUGAAAAACCUGUCAGCCAUUUUCGUCUUGUCAAAAUGGAGGAAUUAAUUCGCCGUCACAAGUUCGAUACAUUUCUUAUAUUCAACACUUGA
Messenger RNA from Naegleria lovaniensis, 666 nucleotides. RefSeq lists its product as uncharacterized. Gene Ontology annotation, biological process: dephosphorylation. The transcript is spliced from 2 exons. The coding region runs from base 1 to 666 and encodes 221 amino acids. The record is from RefSeq and is a predicted model, not a curated record. Lineage: Eukaryota; Heterolobosea; Eutetramitea; Acrasida; Naegleriidae. Gene Ontology annotation, molecular function: phosphatidylinositol-3,4,5-trisphosphate 3-phosphatase activity. Gene Ontology annotation, cellular component: cytosol.